Molecule: messenger RNA, 657 nt
Organism: Phaeodactylum tricornutum CCAP 1055/1
Lineage: Eukaryota; Bacillariophyta; Bacillariophyceae; Surirellales; Neidiaceae
Exons: 1
Coding region: 1-657 (218 amino acids)
Source: RefSeq, a predicted model, not a curated record
AUGAAAGAUGAAGAACAAAGCUCCGAAAGAAAUCUACAAUCAAGGAGACCCAACAGGUCUUCUUCGCAAGGCAAUGACGACACUCCUCAAGAUAGGGAGCAGCGAGUCCCGAACAUUACGUUGGCUUCGGCGUUAGCAAUUUCUCUCCGACGAUCCGGAAACCCUGGCGAAUCGAGCAGUUUUUUAUCCUCGCCAUGGAUUUUCCAUCCGGCACUGUUAAAUUCGGGCGGUUCAUCGUCAUCUUCUAUUCCCGCGGUCGGUAGUAUGAUAUUUGAACAGCAAUCGUCGAGAGCCACACACGAACACCUUCGCACUGUCGCUCGGGAUUCGGCGCAGUCGCUACAGGACGGCAGGAGAAACAUUGUCGAAGUCACCAGUAGCUAUGUCCCCGCACCUCCUUCGAGCAACUUGGUGGAAUCGACUUCCGAAGAAAGUACUGAUUGGCUUAGUGAAGCGUGGACCAGAGGUGAAGAAGGAAGCCCGUCUUCGGCUUUGUACCCCCGAAGACCGGUGUCAAGUCCUUUUACCAAUGACAUACCCUCUAUCGAUAUUCUUCGAAGGACCCGGCCAGAAGGGCGACAAAGUUUUCCGGAUACAGCCCCAGAUGACGAGAAAGGAGAUUCUGAGGAUGAGCCGGAAUGUCGUCCGGCCCAAUAG